Molecule: messenger RNA, 952 nt
Organism: Meriones unguiculatus (Mongolian gerbil)
Lineage: Eukaryota; Metazoa; Chordata; Mammalia; Rodentia; Muridae
Gene: Pou1f1
Product: POU class 1 homeobox 1
Exons: 6
Coding region: 77-952 (291 amino acids)
Biological process (GO): regulation of transcription by RNA polymerase II
Molecular function (GO): DNA-binding transcription factor activity, RNA polymerase II-specific; RNA polymerase II cis-regulatory region sequence-specific DNA binding
Source: RefSeq, a predicted model, not a curated record
UCGGCCCUUUGAUAUAGUAAUAUAAUAAAAGUGAUCUGGCAAGCGGCGGGGCUUCUUUUUCCUCUCUCUUGCGGGGAUGAGUUGCCAGUCCUUCACUUCGGCUGAUACCUUUAUACCUCUGAAUUCUGAUGCUUCUGCAGCUCUGCCUCUGAGAAUGCAUCACAGUGCCGCUGAGUGUCUCCCAGUCUCCAACCAUGCCACCAACGUGAUGUCCACAGCGGCAGGACUUCACUAUUCUGUGCCUUCCUGUCAUUAUGGAAACCAGCCAUCCACCUAUGGAGUGAUGGCAGGUAGCUUAACCCCUUGUCUUUACAAGUUUCCAGACCAUACCUUGAGUCAUGGAUUUCCUCCCCUGCAUCAGCCUCUCCUGGCAGAGGACCCCACAGCCUCUGAAUUUAAGCAGGAACUCAGGCGGAAAAGUAAAUUGGUAGAGGAGCCAAUAGACAUGGAUUCCCCAGAGAUCCGACAACUUGAGCAAUUUGCCAACGAAUUUAAAGUGAGAAGAAUUAAGUUAGGAUACACCCAGACAAACGUGGGCGAAGCUCUGGCUGCUGUGCACGGCUCAGAAUUCAGUCAAACAACCAUCUGUCGAUUUGAAAACUUGCAGCUCAGUUUCAAAAACGCAUGUAAACUGAAAGCGAUUUUAUCCAAGUGGCUGGAGGAAGCUGAGCAGGUCGGAGCUUUGUACAAUGAAAAAGUGGGAGCGAAUGAAAGGAAAAGGAAACGGAGAACAACUAUCAGUAUUGCGGCCAAGGAUGCCUUGGAGAGACACUUCAGCGAGCAGAGCAAGCCUUCCUCCCAGGAGAUCAUGCGGAUGGCUGAAGAGCUGAAUCUGGAGAAAGAAGUAGUAAGGGUGUGGUUUUGCAACCGAAGGCAGCGAGAAAAACGGGUGAAAACGAGUCUCAAUCAAAGUCUGUUCUCUCUUUCCAAGGAGCACCUUGAGUGCAGAUAA